UCGGUGUAAUCCACAAUUUUUUCGAAGACGUUGAAAUCAAAAAUGGCAAGCAAGCCGAGUAUGCCCGGGCUUCCUCCAGGAAUGCCUGAUCCAGAAGCAAUAUUUCAGUCUUGGUGGCCUAUCAUUAUUGCCUUAGUCGGAGGUCUGAUAUAUGGAUUGAGACAGUAUUUCCGAGGUGCUAGAUGUACAAGUGAGCUGAAAUUGGAUGACAAAGUCGCUAUUAUUACUGGGGGAGGAAGUGGUAUAGGCAGAUAUAUUGCUGAAGAUUUUGCUAAAAGAGGGGCAAAAGUUUACCUGGCUUGUCACAAAGAAGAUGAAGAGACCUUGACAGAGCUGAGAACCAAGACAAAAAAUGAGAAGAUUUUCUCUAUACAGUGUGAUCUAGCUUCUCUGAAGUCCAUUCAGAGCUUUGUGGAUGCCUUUAAAAAGAAGGAAGACAAACUCCACUACCUGAUCAACAAUGCUGGAGUGAUGAUGGCCCCACAGAGUACAACUGAUGAUAAGUUUGAGUAUCAUAUACAGGUCAAUUACUUAGGUCAUUUCUUCCUGACGCAUCUGUUAUAUGAUAUGUUGAAGCAGUCAGGACCAUCCAGGGUGAUAAAUACUACAGCGCCAGCUUAUCAGCUAGGACAGCUAGACUUUGAUGACAUCAACUUUGAGAAGAGGGAAUAUGUUGCCUCAAGUGCUUAUGCCCAGAGUAAACUUGCUGUUGUCUUCUUUACCAAAGAGUUUGCCAAGAGGUUUCCAUUUGAAGAUGAAGGUGUCUCUAUGAACAGUGUUAUACCAGGGGUUGUACGUACUGGCAUUCAUCGUCACAUGCCAUUCCGCCAGAGUGCUUUCAUCAGCCUUACAUUCUCACCAUUCCUCUGGUUUAUGAUGAAACAUCCAGAAGACGGGGCACAGACCACAAUAUUCUGCUCCCUAGCUGAUGCUCUUACAACAGUCACAGGCUAUCUCUACAAGGAAUGCAAGCGAGAGAAGUACCAUGAGAUUGUUGACAAUGAGGAAGUUCAAGAAAAUUUGUGGGAUGAAACAUUGAAGAUGCUUGACAUUAAAGAAUUUGGAAAAACCAGUUGAUGAGAAGAUUAUAAUAGAAUUACCUUCCAUCAUGUAGCUUACUAAAGAUCUGAUUGAAAUACUUCAUUGUUAAGCAAGAUUCUUUGCUAUUAUCAAAGCUUUGGGAUGUUUUUUUUUUCUGUUUCUAAAUGCUGCUUCAGCUUGUCCAUUUUUACUGCAGCACAAGCAGUUUAUUAACAACCAAAAAAUCAUCUGGGCCUGCAUGUAUCAACAUGCGUUUUUUGUUGUUUUUUAAUUUUGUAUUUUUCUCAUUUUAUUGCGUUACUGCAGAUUUUUUUUCUUCAACUUUUGCAUUAAGAUAGCUUUAAUAGUUUCAGAUGGAUAUGCUUAAUUCAGUGCUUUACAUGUCCCAAAUUAAAGUUCCAAAUUGAAUAUGUGUCCUAAUCUUAAACUUCAGAGACAACCCAUUAAAUAGUACAAACCUUCAUUAAGGAGUAUAGCCCUCCAUUAAUGAAUAUACACUCACAAUUCCUAAAUAUAGACUCCCAUUAAGGUAGUUCUGCAUGUUCGGAUCGAAAACAUUUCUAAAAUGUAGAAUUUGAUUAAACCCUGUCUUUAUCAAAACUUCAGAAUAUGCUUCAAAAAUUCAGCAAAUAGUAAAGAUAGGGUCGUGUGCUUGAUUUUUUGCUAGACUGAUUUGAAAAAUUAGGACCUCGCGUAAUUUUUCAUAACGGAGCUGUGGAAAAUCACAACUUUCGUAAUAUUUUCACAAAUAUAAAAGUUUUUCUACAAUGUAGAUCUUUAUGAAACUUCUCAGUGGUAAAUAAACAUAUGGUCAAUGCCAUCACUUCUGGUUUAUCAAACGUGCAGAACCUUUUAUGAAUAAGGACUCCCAUUAAUGAAUAUAGAGUACCAUUAAUGAAUAUAGACCCCCCCCCCCCCCCCCAUUAAUGAAUAUACACUUAUAAUUAAUGGUGACUCUAGGUAAUAAAUAUAGACUCUAGUUAAUGAAUAUAGACUCCCAUUAAGUACUGAACCUGAUCUUGCCACUUAGAAUCUUAUCUUUGUACUAAACUUUUUUUACAGAUACCACUUGGGCUAAAAUUGUUUCUUAUAGAUAUAAUGACUACCAAAACUAAUGGAAAUAUGAAACCAUUUAUACAUGUAGAAGGGAAAAGUAACUGCCAAUUUUGAUUCAUGUAGAGAAGUUGGCAUUUACUUGUGGAGAACUGAUUAGUACUGGUGGAGAUUCCAGGAACAUAGUGUAAAUUUUAGAUAGAGAAAUUAUUAUAUAAUAAAAAAUCAGUGAAAACUAGAAAUGUGUCCAUGGGACACAGAUGCCCCCACUACAUGACAUUAGUCAGGGGCCAGAACUCCUACAAUACUGAAUGAAUCCGGAUGCGAAACCCCAGGUGCACAAAUACACAUGCUGACCAACAUUCCUGUAAACUUUGGUGAUUCUAGGUCAAAUACUUUUGGGGCUAUGCGCGACACAACAUUAAAAUGACCAAUUUUUUACUAAGUCAGGGGCCAUAACUUCUACAUGACUGGAUGAAUCCGGACGCGAAACCCCAGGUGCACAACUACACAUGCUGACCAACAUGCCUGUAAAGUUUUGUGACUCUAGGUCAUAUACUUUUGGAGCUAGGCACAACACAACAUUAAAAUGACCAAUUUUUACAAAGUCAGGGGCCAUAACUUCUACAUGACUGAAUGAAUCCGGACGCGAAACCCCAGGUGCACAACUACACAUGCUGACCAACAUUCCUGUAAACAUUGGUGAUUCUAGGUCAAAUACUUUUGGAGCUAUGCGCGACACAACAUUAAAAUGACCAAUUUUUUACUAAGUCAGGGGCCAUAACUCCUACAUGUCUGGAUGAAUCCGGACGCGAAACCCCAGGUGCACAACUACACAUGCUGACCAACAUGCCUGUAAAGUUUUGUGACUCUAGGUCAUAUACUUUUGGAGCUAGGCACGACACAACAUUAAAAUGACCAAUUUUUACAAAGUCAGGGGCCAUAACUUCUACAUGACUGAAUGAAUCCGGACGCGAAACCCCAGGUGCACAACUACACAUGCUGACCAACAUUCCUGUAAAGUUUUGUGACUCUACGUCAAAUACUUUCAGAGCUACGCGCGACACAACAUUUUCGGAAGGACGGACGGAAGGACGGACGGACAAGAGCAAAUCUAUAUGCCCCCCCCCCCCCAAAGUGGGGGCAUAAAAAUGUAUAAAUAUUUGCAUAUACUCUUUUCAGAAAAAAAGAAGUUGUUUUUGUAUAUCAGAAUGUUUAAACCUUUGGAAAGUACCAAAACUAUGAGAAGCAUUUAUUUCUAUCAAAGAGACUGCAAAACGGCUGUUUCCAACAUUUGUAUUCAUGUAAAUUACUUGGUUAUCACCUACCAAAAUUUUUUAUAUUCUCUACAGCAACUGAUAUUGAUAAAACAGUUGUAGAAUGGAGGGUCAUACAGCUCAGUGAGACAUAUAGAAUUCAGCAUUAAGACGAUCAUUAUAUCAUACAAUUUAUAUAAUCAGUUUAUUUACAUUUUAUUAUAACAAUAUUCGUACAUAUUUACAAAGUGUUCUUUGUUUUGUUUAUCAGUGAGCUUGUGUAGAUCAAAUGUUGUCAUUAAUAUAUAAGGGUAGUGUGUAUUAACUAUGUAUCACUGCAAUAAAGUUAUACUGUGUAUAAAGUAUAUUUAUGCAAUAUAUAAUAUUCAAUUUUGCCUAUGUGUUUGAGGAGGCUUUAUGUAAGAUAUAACUGUGUAAUAGAUAUUAUAGCUUUGAACAGAAUCAAAUCCAAACUUAAGAUAGACCUAUGUGCCAUAUUGAAGGGCUUAUAGGAAAUUUUAUCUGCAGGUAAAAAAGUGCAGCCUGUUUUCAUAAAAAUCUCAAUUUUCGAGAUAGUAGAAAUUUAUAAUUCUGUAUCAAUAAUCUAUAAAAUAACAGAUCUGAAAUUAGAUACAUGUAUGAACAUGGAGUGAAAUCUUGUUAAUUCUCAUGAUAACAAAGUGAGAAUUAAAAUAUAUCUGUAUAUUGAUUGAAAACGUUAGCUCCCAACUUUACUUAAUAAGCGUCUACAUGUUUGUUUCUUUUGUUGUUGGGUUUAACAUUGCACCGACACAGUGAAAGGGCAUUUGGCGACUUUCCAGUUUUGAUGGUGGAGGAAGACCCCAGAUGCCCUUCUGUGCAUUAUUUCAUCAGAAGCGGGCAUCUGGGUAGAACUACUGACCUUCCAUAAGCCAGCUGGAUGGCUUCCUCACAUGAAGAAUUCAAUGCCCCGAGUGAGGCUUGAACCCACACCGGUAAGGGUAGAUGCUUAUCUGUGUAAGAAGUGUUGAUAAAUUGAUCAGGUGGUACGUGAUUUCACAAAAACAUGACCAGUUAUGAUUCUAUUGUUUAAAAUGUUUGAUAAUAUCAAUAUUAUGAAAUACUCUGAUUCAUCAGAAAUUGCUACAUCAGACAGGAUUGUCACAGUAGUAUUUUGUUUUUGAUUCUGUUCACUUAGGAAUAUAUAACUGGAACUAUAAUAUUUUAUGUAAGCAUAAUAGCUGUGCCAAUAUGAUGUGUAUCUGUGUGAAAUAUAUCUGUGUUAUAUGUUUGAUGUAUUAUUCUGAAAAUAGUACUAUGCUCCCAAAGGAAGCGGUAUUGUAACCUCAUUGUAUGUUAGUUAGUUUGUCUGAAAUGCUUAAGUAUCAAAAAACUACCUGUACACAAAUGAUUAGCGUGAUAUGAUUGUGUGUUGACCUUCAACAGAUGGGUAUUUAUCUCCAAGGUCACAGGCAAGUGGGAGGGGGGGGGUUACACUUAAAGAGACAUUUGUCACAUUCUAGCGACACCUCAGUGUUUAAAAAGACAUAUAAUCAUAAUAGUAGACAUUAAAUUACUAUGGAAGAGAAACGGGCAACUUUAAUAUAUUAAGCAAAAUCUAUGCCUCAUUUUAACAUUGGAACAUCAGACUGAUCAUUUGACAGAAAAAAGUAUAUCUGAUCACUGGUCCUUCACCUCUGAUCCAUGUGGGAAGUUGUCUGUUACUUGCUAAGAACAGAUCGGUGUUGGUGUGCAUAGAUUAGGUUAAGUCAGUACCGUUACAGAACUGAAAUAUGGUGUGAAAACCAAAUAUUACAAAGAUUCUUGUGUAAAUAACUGACAAGUGUUACAUCUGAUUAUUCAAAGGAAACUAUUAUUUAAGGUAGUGAAAAUUGAUGAUUUCUGUGCAAUUUCAUGUUCUCAUCUGUUAUUUCAGCAUUCUUCAGCAUUAUAGCUUAAAGGAGCAGUGAUUUCUGUCACAGCUGAUGAAUGCAAAAUCACAUACAGAGAAAAUUUAAUUGCAUGGAAAUUACUGAUUGUCAUCACGCCUCCACAACCUUAAGUCUUGCUUGCAUGAUCCGGCCCCUUGUUCACAAAGCAUUUUUCGGUCUCAGCUGAGUUUGAGUUUGAAAUUUUAAUAUCAAUUUAAACUGACCGACCAUCGAUACUGAAAAGUCAUUUGAAAAUAGUUAUUAACUUAAAAUUUAGUUUUAAACAUGCUUUUUAGAUAUAAAUGACCAAGUUUAAUUAUCAAACUCAGCCGAGACUGAAAAUGUUUUGUGAACAUGGGGCCUGGUUGUAUGUACUUAGAUAGAAAUUGGAACUAUCUUAAUGUAGCAUUUACCUUGCACAUUUAAAAUUGUGAAAAUUCUCUUAUUUUCAAAGGGUAAAAUAAAGGCAUUAAAAAAAUAACCUUGUUGUUAUUCAUUCAAAUGUGUUCCAUUUUAAACAACAGCAUUUAUUUAUUAUUUUGAGAGUUCUCGUAAAUUUCACAUUGAUUUGAUUUACCUCGCGGAAAAUUUUGAAUGUCUAGUUUUAAUACUGUGAAUGUAGUCAGCGUGAUUAAAUUGAUAUUGAUUUGUAAUUAGAUUUCCUCAGAAUCACAAGUUUUCCCAAUUUAAUUUCCAAUUUAAUGCCUUCAUUAUCUCUUUUUAUAAUGAAACAAGUCUCGUUUUCAAUAAUUAAAUGCAUCAGUUGGUAGCAGCUUUGUUAUGUGAUGGUCUUCAGAAUCUCUCUGUGAAAUGAGAUUUGCUUGCAGUUAAAUAGGUAUAUUGUGAAAUGAUUAAAUUUCAUUGGCAGAGGAUUUUUGUGGUUUUUCGGGGAGAACAAAUUCAUGGAUUUCAAACUUUGAAUAUAAUAGCUAUACGUACACUCUAAAUAGUCAUCUUUUCAUUUCAACAAACAAUUUGGUAUCAAACAAAUCAGUAGUACUCUUAUAUUCAUAACACAUGAAUGGAAAUUUUACUUGUUUGUUUGUGAUUUUAAUUUCAUGGCUUACCGCAAGCACACAAAGGAAAACUAGUCCUGAAGAAUAUUAAUGACUAUAUCUGUAGUUAAAAAAGUGAACUUUUCAAGAGUACACAAAAAAACAUGUACUUUCAUAUACAGAUUCUAGUGCCGUUCAUGACAUAUACAUUUAAUCUGAAACUUUUUGGGGCUAAAUUUAAUGGUCUCUUUUUAAAGGUUAAUUUUAAUAUGUAUGCCAUUGCAAUAUAAAAUUUAGUCCACUGCUGUCCUGUAAUGUAACAUGAAAUACUUCGAUUUCAUUUUUAUCCACAAUUCAUUCAGAUGUUGUCUUCAGAGUCUGACCCAGCUGCAAUAUAGUUACUGGUAUAUAAUUGCCAAAUCUAAGAAUUCCAAAUUACAAUAUUAUAAAGAUGAGAAUUGUUCAAAAAUAAGAUAUAGAAUUAACAAUAGGCAUGUUCUAAAAAAUUUAAAACCAGGCAAGGGAUAAUCUCAGCUAGAAACACACAGAGAAAUGAAGCACAACAGUAAGUGCUAUAAUGUACAGAACAUCCUUUUGCUAUAGUUCUUACAAAACCGCAAAUAUGUUAGAUGUAUAUUGUUCAAAUUACAUGUAUUUUGGGGUAACAGUAUACCUAGAAUGUCUCUGAAUUAAGAUUUUUGGAAUUUAUAGAAAAAUAAAUGUUCAUAAAUAUUUCUACCUAUUCAUCAAUAGUAAAAUUGGAAUCAAAGGACAUUUCAUAGAUGAUGAUAUAUUAGUCUAGCUUAAAAUUGACAUUAAUGGAGCAAAAUUUACAUUUGAUUCUAUAAUGUGGACAGAUAAUGGCAAAUGCUAGUUAAAUGAUGCAUUACUGUAUGUGCUGUGAAUAUAAGAUUACUACAUGAUUUGUUUGAUAUCUGAUUGCAGGUUGAAAUAAAUGUUUAGAGUACUGUACAUGUAUAUAGUAACUUUUCUGUUUUUGUUCAAUGCUGACACUUAAAAGUGGUAAACAUGGUUUUUGUGAUGGCAUGACUAAAACCCGUUUUACACUUUCUUAAGUCUGUAUGUCAUUUAAAGCGUCAUGUCUGUAUGUUUAUUUAGGGGACAAAUAAUCAGAAAUAUUCCACUUUGAACAAUGUCGUUAUUUUGCAAUGAGAAAUGUAAUAUAUUGAAAUAAAAUCUGAUAGAGCGCAGUAGAUUUGUUAAUACAUGACUGUAUAUGUCUAAUGUGCGCCUUGGUUGAUCUAGGUCUUGCAAAACCAACUUCAGUUGAAUACACAAAGAUCAAGCUUA
This is a messenger RNA of Mercenaria mercenaria, 7566 nucleotides long. RefSeq names its product retinol dehydrogenase 12-like. Gene Ontology annotation, molecular function: oxidoreductase activity. The coding region runs from base 43 to 1077 and encodes 344 amino acids. The transcript is spliced from 7 exons. The record is from RefSeq and is a predicted model, not a curated record. NCBI's taxonomy places the organism in Eukaryota, Metazoa, Mollusca, Bivalvia, Venerida, Veneridae.